Messenger RNA from Lepidothrix coronata (blue-crowned manakin), 540 nucleotides. Its product is annotated as endogenous retrovirus group K member 25 Pol protein-like. NCBI's taxonomy places the organism in Eukaryota, Metazoa, Chordata, Aves, Passeriformes, Pipridae. The record is from RefSeq and is a predicted model, not a curated record. Gene Ontology annotation, molecular function: RNA stem-loop binding. The transcript is spliced from 2 exons.
AUGGCAGGAAUGAGGGCCAUUGACCAGCCGUUCCAAGGACGGAUUAAACUGACAUGGUGAACCAAUGACCCUGUACAGGUUGAUCAGUGGCCCUUAAAAAAGGAACGACUCGUUCACCUGAGAGACCUAGUCCAAGAACAACUAAAUGCAGGACAUAUAGUGCCAACCUCCAGUCCGUGGAAGGCUCCUAUGUUCUGCAUUCCGAAAAAAAGUGGCAGCUGGCGUAUGCUGCAAGAUCUUAGAGCAGUCAAUUCAGUCAUUGAACCUAGGGGGGCAUUACAACUAGGACUCCCCUUACCUGCUAUGAUUCUAGCGGGAUGGCCAUUAAUGGUAAUUGACCUGAAGGACUGUUUCUUCGCUAUUUUCCUACACCCUGACAAUGCCCCACGUUUUACCUUCUCAAUCCCUACUUUAAAUCAUGCAGAGCCUAUGCAAAGAUUCCACUGGGUCGGUUUUCCCCAGGGUAUGCGCAAUAGUCCAACUAUUUGCCAGACUGUUGUGGCUAAGGCUAUCCUGUCUUGGUUUGUGUAUGGCCCUUAA